Molecule: messenger RNA, 606 nt
Organism: Aspergillus fumigatus Af293
Lineage: Eukaryota; Fungi; Ascomycota; Eurotiomycetes; Eurotiales; Aspergillaceae
Product: putative heat shock protein Hsp20/Hsp26
Exons: 1
Coding region: 1-606 (201 amino acids)
Biological process (GO): protein folding; response to salt stress; response to hydrogen peroxide
Source: RefSeq, a predicted model, not a curated record
AUGCUAUCUCGAGACGACAAAGUAAAAACCCAAAACCAGACCAACAUGUAUUCUCGCAAGCUUCUGAACUUCCCUCUGCGACACUUUGCGACGCGCACUCCAAUCCUCCGCUCGGCGCGGCCCCACCAGCCAUGGCAGACCAGGACAAUGUCUUUGAUGCAACGGGGCCAAAGACACCCUGGCGCUGGCUUUCCCUCCUUGUCUCGAGCGCUUACCGACCUCGAGUCCUUCCUGAGUCGCCCCGUGGGCAGCCAUGAUCUACUGGGCCAAUAUCCUCGGUUUGACGUCCGCGAGACCAAAGACAGUUAUCGUCUCGACGGAGAGCUUCCGGGAGUGGACAAGAAAGACAUUGAUAUUGAACUGAGCGACGACAACGUCCUGACCAUCAAGGGACGCUCGGAGCGAGAGUCAACAUCGGAAGAUCCCGACCAAUCCUGGUGGUGUUCGGAGCGUUCGGUCGGGGAGUUCAGACGGUCGUUCCGGUUUCCCGACAGUGUCGACCGCGAGGGGAUCGAUGCGAGUUUGAAGGACGGUGUCCUCUCGAUUACCGUCCCGAAAACAGCGGAAUCGUCGGUGAGCAAACGUAUCGACAUUAAGUCAGAGUGA